Molecule: messenger RNA, 1415 nt
Organism: Cercospora beticola
Lineage: Eukaryota; Fungi; Ascomycota; Dothideomycetes; Mycosphaerellales; Mycosphaerellaceae
Source: RefSeq, a predicted model, not a curated record
UGAUGACAUUCCAACAAUAGCCACAAAGAUGCAACUUUCUGUCGAGCGCAGCACCUAUCCUUCUGCAGAAUCCGCCCCAACUCUCGAAAACCUGCCUAUACUCCGGACAACGCUUGGUCAAAAAUUAUGAGACCACUCCACGAAGAACUGGCCGAUGAGCUGCUGUCGUUGUACAGGUUCAUGGUCACUCUGCACAUCCCAGAGGAAGCACUCAAAAUUCCACCUCCUGGUGGCUGGCGGGAUGAUACAAUCAGAGCUCGUUUUGAGCCCGGGGAAAAGGACGAAGCCGUCAUCAAGUUGUUAAGGCACAUUCCCUACAUCGCUUCCAAAAUCGAAGGCUACCAGAUAUGGGAAGGCUGCGAAUGCAACAACUUCACUGAAACUAGCAAAGACUUCUUUGACCCGCUUGAGGAGAUCAUGGACACUUGCAAUUGGGAGCCGUUGAAAGUCGAGCGAGGGAAAUACCUUGCGACGCUUGGGAAAUCUGCUGGACGGAAUGGUUGGUACAUUUUUUGCGACGUCAGAACCCGCGAGGUCAUCCACGUGGACUUUCAGGAGGGUGCAAUCGCACCUGAAGCAUCUCCUCGGAUAUUUGCGGAGACAACCAAAGAGUCUUUUCGAAAGCUGGAUGCAUACCCCAUUCGUCCGAACAAAGUAUGCUUGGCUGCAAUGACCGGGAAAGACGAGAUGAGCGAGAUCCGCAAAGUUUUCGACAAGCAUGGAUGGCCAGGAGAAGCCUUUCGAAAAUCAGAGUGCCUAGAAGACCUGGCCAACUUUUGAAUGCUGGCGAAACAUAAGCACAUCGUGAUAGCGAGCUCUGCUUUGUUCUAGUGCCUUGAACAAAACACGCCAUCUGUAGCGAUCUGUCGGCGCAUGCAGGACCCGGUAUCGGGAAGCGCCAGUCUUGCUUACUGUGCCCUUGCACGCUCAAUGCACGUGAUUGAAACGGCCCUCCAGCCUCGCUGAGAUGACUCAAGCUCAGUCGUGACGUGCAGCAUUGUCUCGGCUCUUUGGACUCGCAGUCUUUACAUCUUUUGUUGGACAUAUUAGACGCUUUCCCGACUCGGCACAAGGAGAUUCGGCUCUCGAAUAAAUACGAUGAAGCACAAUUCAAGCGUUUACGUGAGAUAUUCGUUAAGCAAGGUUGGCCUAUGGAGAACUAUAGGAAGGGUGAAUGUCUUGCUGAACUCGCUGCAAUAUGAGCCAAUGCGCUUCAAACACCUGUUGCGCUUACAUGACAUGCAUUCUAUACUUUCAACGACCACAUCUGAGAUCGUAUCACCGAGUAUUACCGCUGAAACCUCGAAUACAGAGUUUGACAGCCGGAUCCAGAUGUUGAUUCGCUCUACGAUCUAUGAGCAUCUCGUCUAGGCAACUACUCUUGAACGGACUCGAACAAGCGGCUAUUAAAGUUC